AUGUUCAAAAUAAAGACAGGAAAUCAGACUAUAAUCUCAGAAUUCAUCCUUGUGGGAUUUGGAAUUCUCCCGGAGUUGCAGCCUCUUCUUUCCUUUUUCUUCUUGAUAAUAUAUAUUGCAACAAUAACUGGGAAUCUCCUCAUUAUAUUCUUAGUGAUAGCUGACCACCAUCUUCACUCCCCCAUGUACUUUUUCCUAGGAAAUCUGUCCUGCCUGGAGACCUGCUAUAGUUCAAUCAUCUUACCAAAAAUGUUGGCCAAUUUGUUUACUGGUCAACAAUCUAUUUCUUUUACUGGAUGCAUGGUCCAAUUUUAUUUGUUUGGUUCUUGUGUUUGCAUCGAAACAUAUCUCCUGGCAGCCAUGUCCUAUGACCGAUAUCUGGCAAUAUGUAGACCUUUACAUUAUAUUUCCAUCAUGCAUGUUAUGGUUGGUGUUCAGAUUAUGAUUGGAUUAUGGAUUGGUUCUUUCCUAGCAAAUUGCCUAACAAUAGCACUGCUGGCUCAGUUAUCAUUCUGUGGCCCUAAUAUUAUAAAUCAUUAUUUUUGUGACUUGAUUCCACUUGAAAAACUUGCAUGUAGUGACACAACAAUAGUUCAACUUGUUACCUUCCUUUUGACUGUUAUUUUCACUAUCACUCCAUUUCUACUUACACUAAUGUCUUAUAUUGCCAUUAUUGCCACAAUUCUAAAGAUAUCUUCUGCUGCUGGGAGGCAAAAAGCCUUUUCAACCUGUUCGUCUCAUCUCAUGGUGGUUUGUCUUUUUUAUGGUAUGCUAAUAAUUGUCUACAUUUUGCCAGAUACACCCAGUUUGAGGGAACUGAAUAAAGUUUUUUCCAUUUUCUACACUAUCUUGACUCCUCUGAUCAACCCUUUGAUCUAUAGUUUAAGAAACCAAGAAGUCCACAAAGCGCUAAGGAGAGUUGGAUGCAAAAUAUAUCAUUUUGCAAGAAUGCAAGCCAAUAUAUUAUCAUAG
Molecule: messenger RNA, 972 nt
Organism: Protobothrops mucrosquamatus (brown spotted pit viper)
Lineage: Eukaryota; Metazoa; Chordata; Lepidosauria; Squamata; Viperidae
Product: olfactory receptor 1-like
Exons: 1
Coding region: 1-972 (323 amino acids)
Biological process (GO): G protein-coupled receptor signaling pathway
Cellular component (GO): membrane
Molecular function (GO): olfactory receptor activity; G protein-coupled receptor activity
Source: RefSeq, a predicted model, not a curated record